GGAUGGGCUCUAUAUGGGAUGGUGGCUCCUUGGCGGGCUGGGUGGGAAGCCCCGCUGAGGUCCGGGAGCUGUGCGCCCUCACCACACCCUACCACGGGUUCCUGGGGUCCCCAGCCCAUCCACGAGCAACCUUACCUGUUGUGACAGCGCAAAGCCCUAAACUGCGACCCCUGACUCCUAGUGUCACACAGGGUCCCAUUUAGGUCUCUUCUGAAGCCAGAUGCACUCCCCCUCCAUCACUCGAGGGUGGAGCCUCUGUGAACCUCUCUGUGCCUUCUUUUUUCCCCUGGGGUUCAAGUGUUCCCAAUUAUUAGUUGAGAAAAACCUGUGUUACUGGAGGGUGGGUGCUGGCCAGGGUCCAGAAGGUUCCACGCCCUUCUGGCCCAUGUCCUCGUCUGGCAAACAGGGACAAAAAUGGGUCUUGAAAAACAGGCCAGUUCUGGGAGCAGCAGAAUGCUUAGGAUACUGCUAGAGGAGGCUGGGAGAGGAGGGCCUGUCAGAGAACUGUCCAGACCUUAGUCGGGUCCAUAAGCAUGAGGAUGUGGUGGCUUGACUGAGUGCCUGGACCCACGGUGGUGAGGCAAGACUGUGCCUUCUGAAGACCAGUGUGUGAUUGAUGGAGGGACUCCAGGAAGGCAGCUCUAACUACUGCCGUUCCCAACAUCGUGGGUGCUGCUGCUGAGGAGGCCCGUGCCUCUGUGGCCCUCACCAUUGCCCUUGCCUCCCAAUGGCCUCUGCUGCCAGGCCAGAGGCCAGCACUGCUGCCUGAGCCCGCUGCCCCUCUCCAGGACUUGCCGUUCCCUGAUGGGGUAACGUGACAGACGCCCCGGAUCACAGGCUGCCUGCCCACCACAGCCCAGGGCCGCCAGAGUUGGUUAAGUUCAAGUUCAUUUUCUGUUUGGUCCUGAGUGCUGGGUCCAGACCAGAGGGAACUCUCCUCUACCCACCCAUGCAGAGAGGGUGUCCCCAGCGACGGCCCCAUAGAGGACAGUGUUCUGCGGCCAGAGUUACCAACUUGAAGUUCUCUUUGCUCAGUUUUUUUGGUUGUUGUUAUUUUUAUUUUUGCCUCCUUGUAACUACUCCACUCUGAGAGACAGGACUUUGAAGCUGCCCAUUUUACUGGGGGAGGGGGUUUUCUUUCUUUUCCUUUUCUUUUUUAGAAUUGGGUUUUGUCUUGGAAUUAUCAAGCACCAGGCAGCUUUCCUCUCCUCCUCCCAAGUAUUUGCACAAUAUUUGUGCGGGGUGUGGGGACGAGGUUUUAAGAAGGUCUUUUCUUUUUUUGGACAAGCACGGGGAUCUCACUGGACUUGGUGUGGGGGGUUGGGGGACCCCCCGUGCAGCCCUUGCUGGCUGGUCCUCUCUGGGUUCCCGGAGGAGGCAUGGCUCGCAUGAACCGGCCCGCGCCUGUGGAGGUGAGCUACCGAAACAUGCGCUUCCUCAUCACGCACAACCCCAGCAAUGCCACCCUCAGCACUUUCAUCCAGGACCUGAAGAAGUAUGGGGCUACCACCGUGGUGCGUGUGUGCGAAGUGACCUACGAUAAGACCCCUCUGGAGAAGGACGGCAUCACCGUUGUGGAUUGGCCCUUUGACGAUGGGGCGCCCCCUCCUGGCAAGGUGGUGGAGGACUGGCUGAGCCUGCUGAAGGCCAAGUUCUACAAUGACCCGGGCAGCUGCGUGGCUGUGCACUGUGUGGCGGGUCUGGGAAGGGCUCCGGUGCUCGUGGCUCUUGCCCUUAUCGAGAGCGGGAUGAAGUAUGAGGAUGCCAUCCAGUUCAUCCGACAGAAGCGCCGUGGGGCCAUCAACAGCAAGCAGCUCACCUACCUGGAGAAGUACCGGCCUAAGCAGAGACUGCGGUUCAAAGACCCACACACGCACAAGACUAGAUGCUGUGUCAUGUAGCUCAGGCCCUGGCCCUGUCCACCCGUUACUCCCGUGCCUCAGUGUGUCUGUGUCUAAGGAGCCCAGUGGCUGUGUGUGUUCCUGCUCUGUCCCCGUCUGUGCCCACGGCUGUCCCUGGACCUCCUGCCAGUUUCGUCCAGCCCCUCCACCCCCUGCCCAGGCCUUUCCCUGGCCUGUGGACCACAGGUGGGUGUUUUUAACCACUGGGCCCAGGGCUUCAACGGCGCUGCCCUCACCCUAACCUGUUUUCAGCACCUUUUGUUACCAGAUCCUGGGCCUUCAGGUGCUCUGGACUCUCAAGGCAAUAAAUCAGGAGCUGUG
Molecule: messenger RNA, 2222 nt
Organism: Myodes glareolus (Bank vole)
Lineage: Eukaryota; Metazoa; Chordata; Mammalia; Rodentia; Cricetidae
Gene: Ptp4a3
Product: protein tyrosine phosphatase 4A3
Biological process (GO): protein dephosphorylation
Source: RefSeq, a predicted model, not a curated record